AUGAGUGCUAUGCGCGAAUCCGACAGCCCGGCCGCCGAACCUCAGUUUUCGGCGCCCUCCAAGCCCGCCCCACGCGCCGGGCAUCGCCGUUCGCGCAGCCUGACAACCAACAGUCUCGUGCGGCACACCCUGCAUGUCACCCCAGAACAGCAGGCAUACGUCAAUGGGCUCAUAGACAAGUGGGAAGCCAAGAAUCCCCUCAAGCCCUUCAAGCCCUUCGAACUUCCCGCGGACUUCGCAGUUCGCUUGAGCGCUCUAUCCAACGCUGCUGCUGAACCACUGCUACAUCAGCGAGACGACCCUGGAGCUCCCGAACGAGCCGGCCUCUCGGAGGAGCACCGAAGCGUCGCACUGCCCCCCACCAACAGGGAAGAGCAGAUGGACUCAACUACUUCCCGCAAGCGCAGCCGCGAGGAGGUCAGCAGCGACGACGAGGAGGACGGACCUCGCAAGCAGUCGGCCACCUCUCCUGCCGAUCCCAAGCCUUCCGACGAGGACAACGUCCCCACACAGUGCACUGAGGAGACAGGGACAGAGGCCACAACACCUGCGAGCCUCGACGAAGCUGCCGCUGCUGCAGUGACCUCCUCGGCGGCCCAUACUACUUCGGCGAGCCCCUCCCCCGCCCUUUUCCCGUCAGGAGACACGCUGGUGGCCGAUGCUGCUGGCCAGGGCAGCGGUAGCCCUCCUCCCGCCCCUGCGGCAGCUGAGACGCCGACAACCCCUCUCGAUUCACUCUCGGCUGAAGCAGAGGCCAUGGACGAGGCUACAGUUGACACCUGCACGCAGGAAACCACUCGGAAGACCACCCCAGUGACCACAAUGGCCUUUCUGAGGUCCCCAACGGCAGGAGAACAGCCAGCAUCCCGCAAGAGGAAGAAGAAGGGCAGGAAGACGGCUCGGAAACAGCACACCCCUGCUGCACCCCUGAGCACCUCGGCUGUCUCUUCCUCUGCGGGACCAAGGGCCCCUCUGCUGAUCCUCCCCCCUGAGAGCCAGCCAGAGGAGGUGAGCUUCCAGGAGGUGAAGUCAAAGGCUGCACUGCGGCGCGCCAGGAAAACCACCACCGCUGCCCUGCCGGUGGACCCUGCUGUCGUGGGGACAGUGCUUUUCCGGCCCUCUGCUCCUCGCGGCUCAUUUCGCGGCCCUCCACGCCUGAGUAUCGCGCAGGCGCUCCCAUCGCACCCGGGUGUUGCUGACAUCCGGGUGAAUCACCACCGCAACAUCGUGGCGGUGGACGUGACCUCUCAGGAGUGCCUCACUCUGCUCCUGGCCCUCACGGAGCUGCGGGGCAUACCGGUCACUGCCAGGGAGCCCGCGGACCGCCACACCAGCAUGGGUUCAUUCAUGGCAUGGAUGGAGACCCUGCAGAGAACGCCCUGCUUCCUGGCCUCCAGUCUGCUGUUCCCGUGCUAG
Molecule: messenger RNA, 1416 nt
Organism: Rhipicephalus sanguineus (brown dog tick)
Lineage: Eukaryota; Metazoa; Arthropoda; Arachnida; Ixodida; Ixodidae
Exons: 2
Coding region: 1-1416 (471 amino acids)
Source: RefSeq, a predicted model, not a curated record